AGUCCCACGUCCCACGUCCCACUUAAUUAAUGUCUGUGUAACUACAGUUUAUAUUUUCAUUUUGUAUAGAGAGAAUGUCAUAUUUGUGUGUAUUAGAAAUAUGUAUUCUGCUUUUUAGUUUUGCGAACUUGAUUUUCGAAAAUCUGGUGGAAGUAUUGUAAAUAUCUUACGAUAGAUUGAUGACAGUAGUACAUAGCUAUGUAUCUAUAACUACGUAUCCCAGAUUUCAUUCUUGUAAACAUUGCGUUGGGAUUUAAGGGAGUCAUUGUUUCUUCAUAUGAAAUUAGUUUCUAUUGUAUGUAUUAUUGAAAGUAUUUAUUUGACGGUGACGAUUGCCCAUGAAAGAGUUCCGUGAACGAUUGAAUAAUAUGUGAUUUUCUUUGGAAUCGACAGAGUAUGGAUACAGCAGUCUUGGUUGGUCAGUCCAUGGUUUAUUAAAUAAGUGUAAUGAUCUUAAUAUUUUACCAUGGAACAAGCAGAUGUUGAAGUACAGAAUAAUACUGUUGAAGUACAAUCGAUACCAAUAGUAGAUAUUUCCACUUCGUUUGAUUCACAAUCAGACAAUCAUGUGAGGGUCAUAGAAAACAUUCCUGACGAUCAGGAGAAUUGUCCCCAGAAUUACAAGGAUAAUGUAGUUGAAGCUCCUUCAACUACAGAUGAAUAUGACUUAAAUAUUUCAGUGGAGGCAGGUGAAGUCAAAGAAGAUGAAAUCAUGAAAGAUGUUAAUGCUGACGUAAUCGAUAAGUUGAAUGAACAGAUAAUUAAUAGUGAUACACAAGGCGUAAUCGAUAACAGUCCCUCUGUGGCAGUUAGCAAUGAUAUCGAAGUCGAUAAUAACCAGGGUACAAAGAAAAUAGUAGCAACUGAAGAGAAACAAAAAGAAAUUGUAGAAUCAAGUAAAGAUGAAGACAACGAAAACUAUGCAAAGGAUAAAUUAAUAAUUGAAGAGAGAAUAGAAGAUCUAAAUGAUGAUCAAGAAAAAGAUACAGAUAAAGAAAAAGAUGAACAAAGUCUUAAGGAAAAUGUUUGUAUAGUAACAGAUGCUGAUGCUCAGAGUCAAGUAUUAAGAAAGUCUCCUGAUCAGACUCUUGAAAAUAAGGACCAAUCUUUGCAAGUUACAGAAACAGAGGCAGAUUUAACUAAACUGGUUGAUAGUGAUACAGAUGUUAUGGUUGUAACUGUAGAGUCAGUAACUCUGAAUGAAUCAAAUGCAACUGUACCAGAUCAUGUUGUUGUAACUGACUCUUUAGUACUAGACAAAGAUACUAAAAAAGCCGACAUUGUGAAGGAACAAUUUGAUUUGAUUGACUACAAUCAGGAAUCUGAGGGAACUAUCAUUGAAGUAAUCUCAACAGAAGUAGUACAGUCUGAGGUCUCAGAAAUAUCAAUCGAAGAAAAGGAAAACGAGUCUUCAAAACAUGCAACAUCAGACACUGAUCCUGCAGCAUCAGAAAUCGCCUGUAAACCAAGAAUUGUAUAUAAUAUUAGUAUUAAUGACGGUAAGAUAGAGAAGAAACAAAAUGAUGCCAAUCAAGAGAAAAAUAUAGAACAAUUAGAAGCACAGUCAGAUAAUGAGCUAAAGACUGAAACUUGUGAUAGUGCUAACAAGAGUAAUGAAAAAGAAAAACAUGUUAAUAACGAGACCAAUAUCGCUUCUCCAGCCAUGGAUAAUGUAAAAGAAGAAAUUAAAGAAAAUGAAAUCGAUAAACCAACUUCACCGUUGAAGAAAAGAAGUGUUCUUCAGGAUAUUUUUGAUGACUGGGGAGAUGAAAAUACAGAGGAGGAUAAUCAGUCAGCUACUAAAGAACAAGACACUGUGGAAAUCGAAUUGAAAAGUUUAUUGGACGACGUGAAAACAAGUCCAGUUGUGGAAGAAGAAACGAUUGUGAUCGUCAAAGAAGAAAUUGCAUAUAUAGAAACACCAAUAAAAUCAAAUAGUGAAAAGACUAUAGGAAUUAAAGAAAACAAAGAGGUGCAAAUAUCAAAAGAACAGUCGGAUAAUAAUAAGAAUGCAAACAAGCAACAUAGUGCUGUGAAGUCGCAGAAAAGGGAAUCCAUAAAUUCUACAACUACACAGAAUUUAGCUAAAUCUCAAACACUGUCACAACCAAAGGUCGGUCCUCUUGUUAAUCGCAGUCGCAUUCUACCUUCACAAGCUGAAGUAACAGAAGUUUUGAAGGAACGAUUUCGUGAGAAGCAAAAGUUGGUAGAAACUCCUCCUGGACCUGAUAUAUUUUUUGUUAAAAAACUUACACAGAGAUUGUCAAGUAAAUUAGGUGGAAGCCCGAUAAGUCCUUUACCUGCGCUUAUACCAUUGCCUACUGUUACAUCCACUCCUGUAGACAAAAAAGCCACGGAUAAUGCAGAAACUAAUAAAGAAAUUAACAUAGAAACUAGUAGAGAAAGCAGUUCUGAUAAUAAAGAAUUGUUGGCUAUAUUAGAGGGUGAUGUAGACCCUGACUGGUCAAAUUUAAAGCCACCAACUUUAACAGAAGAGGGGAAAGGACCAGUAGAUAUUGAAGAAAGUGGUCAUAACACACCACCAAAACUUGAUCCUUUAGUUGAAAGAGAGUUGGCGUUGAAACAACUUCUUGAGUUACCUGUUUCACCUGUUAAGAAAACUCCCCCAAGAAAGAAGAAAACGUUCAAACCUGCACCUUCUAAAGUUAUCAAGAAUAUAGAAGAGAAGUCAGUUCCUGAAGUAGAAAAGGAAGUCAUUAGUAUUGACCUAGCAAACGAUUCAACAGAAUCAAUUUCAAAAGAUGCAACACCAGAUGCUGACUCAUCUUUGAUUAUUGACACUACUCCAGAGAAGAGUAUAGGUUCACAUGGAAAAGAAGUACGAGGAGAUGAAUCGAGAUCAGGUAGAAAACGAAAACUAACAGAGAAAGCUAGAGAACACGAGGAACAGCUUAAUAUCGUAAAAAGACAGAAAGUGUAUAAAAAUAAAUCCUCAGUAAAUAAGAAGCAGCCUCAGGAUAAUGAACUACAGCCUGUAGCUGAUGUAAUCUUAGUAACUGAGAAUCACGAGUCCCCUAAAGAGGACGAUACCACUAUUGAUAUCACAAUUGAAGAAUCUGAUUGUUCAAUUACAAAGGAAGUGGUAAAUAAAGAGCCUACAAAUAAAACAGAUUUAACAUCGGAUAAACUUGAGAUUAUGCCUCCAAGACGUCCAAAGCAAAAUCUCAGCAGAAAGGCAUCUCAGAUUCCUAAGAGGAACAUAGUUGUGAAGAAAAUAUUGAAACAAAACAUGUCUUCUGGUAAGAAAGCUGCUUUAAAAGCAAAGCUGAAUACCGCAUCAAAGAAAUCUGCAUCAAAAGUUGCUUCAAAAUCUAAGCAAUCAGUGCAAAGUAGUUCUGGAGAUUCCAAGCCGAAAAAAAAGAUUAUUAACGAAAUAGAUAGACUGCUCCAGGAUGAGGGUGUUGUAAAUUUGUUAUAUGACGUGGAACAACCAGAUAAAAAACGUUUCAUCCCUAUCACUAAGUCUCAAGCGAAGGUUAUGGACAUCCAAAAAGUACAACGCGAACUGAAUUUCCGAAAAAAGUUAGUGCGCAAUGCUGUUUUAAGAUUGCGUACCGCUACAACAGGUGUGUCGAAAGUUUCUCCUAGGUCAAAAAGAACUUCUAUACAUAUAAGUGAAGUGCAACCAGAUAAGAAAGUUGGAGAACAAGCUGCAACAGGAAAAUCAAAUUCCAUUUCCCAACAAGAUUUUAUUUUGCCUGCGAAGAUCAGAAAUGCAGCGGACGCAUCUAUUAUAAUUAGAAGACAUUCGUCCAGUUCUUUUUCCAGCGCAUCUGGAAGUCCUAGGGUCAGCAUUGACAGCCCAGAAAAAAUUGAGGGAACAAAAAACGAUGAAGGAGGUUCUCAUACGUUGAGGUCCACGAAAAGGAGACUUUCAGAUGAGGGGGCGAACGUGAAAAAAAGUAAAAAAAAAGUUGUCCAAAGAGUCGACAUGGAAGCUGUAGCUGCUAAUAAUGUAGAGGACAAAACGCUUCGUCCAAAGAAAUCAGAUUCCAAAAAAAGUGAUAAGAAUUCCAAGCAAGUCGAUGCAGCAGUAACAGAGGAAACCAGUUCAGGCAAAGUUAUAACACGAUCGAAUGGUACAACUACAGGUAAGGUAACAUCGAAAACCAAAAAAUCUGCAAAGAACAAAGUUACAUUUGCUAAAACAAGUGAGUCAGAUAACAAUGAAGAAUUCUCCAAAGGAGAAGAUGAACUUUCAGCCUGCCUUGCAGAAGCUGUAAGUGCUCUUUCAGUAGUCAGUGCUGGAAAUCGGUCUGGAAGUUCUACAGCUAAUCGUAAAAGCAAAGGAGCUGUGAACAUAGCUAAGAUAUUAGAAUUGGAUAAUAAUAAGACGAAAUCAGAGACAAGAAGUCAAUUCAGUAAUAAAGAAAUCAAUGUACGACGGCAUGGUAAUCUUGUGCAGUUAAUACUUACCCCGUCAUCCUCGACAAAACUUAAAAAUUCUCUUACGUUGCAGAUGAUGCAAGAGUUCCGUGAAACGUUAUCAAUUUUAAAAAGAGACGAUGACUGCAGAGUUGUUUUAUUAACAUCCACUGGCAGCAGUUUUUGCGAAGGUCUAGAACUUUCUAUGUUACUACACACAAAUAAGGAAGAACGACGACUUCGGGCUCAGGAAAUGGCAGACUCUGUUAAAGACUUUAUUAAAAGUUUAGCAACGUUUAAUAAGCCAAUCGUUGCUGGAGUUCAGGGCGUUGCGAUUGGUCUUGGAGUAACAAUGUUACCUCUUUUCGACCUUGUGAUAGCCAGCGACAAAGCAACGUUUAGUACUCCGUAUGGGAAAUUGGGACAAAUUGCUGAGGGAGCUGCCGUUUUCACGUUAUCACAUAUAUUGGGAAGUGCAAUUACGAGCGAGUUACUUUUGGGUGGCAGAACUCUGACCGCUAGCGAAGCAUUAAGGGCUGGCCUGGUUACAAGAGUCUUAUGGCCUGAUAGAUUUCAAGUUGAACUGUUACCAACUUUGAAAGCUAUGAGUGAACAAUCUUCGCAGUCCAUGGAAGCCACAAAGGCCCUAUUACGUCACAGCCUGAGGAAGAAAUUGGACGCAGCAUUGGAGUCAGAGACGUAUUUACUAAUCCAGCACUGGUGUUCUGCAGAGUGUCAAACUGCUAUGAAGGCUUACGUUGACGGCAAAGUCCAGUGAACAUUCAAAUGAUGCCCAACGAUUUGAAUGGAAGUACUAGCCACAUAUUCCGACACAACAACUAGUAUUGUAAAUUGGGUACGAAGAAUAAUAACAAGAUAAUUAAUUCGGGAGACAUUAAAGUGAGAAAAGGAAUCGUGAUUCCGGUGUGUUAAUUAACAUCAAUGCACGAUUAUUUUUAAGAUAAAACAAGUAAUAAUGUCGAAUCAUUCGAUCAGAUGGACUAUUUUAAUAUUAGGUCGUUUAAGCACAUACACUUUCCGUAACAUGUUAUUCUUGCUAGAAUAAAAAUAAAACGACCAUCAUAAGCACUGUGGUUGAUAUUGUGUUCUUUACAUAUACAUAUAUUUGAAUUGAUUAAUCGUGAAUAGAGUAGUUGCAAAAUUACAAAUUAUUUCAACUUUAGUAUAAUUUUUUUAAACUUAUUGUACUAUCGUGCCUUGGUGAACUUGUAAAAAAAUAAUGGAGACCACUAGACAUAGAGGAAGAAAUUUGUAAUUUUUACUCUGAAAAAGCAA
Megalopta genalis is the source of this 5682-nucleotide messenger RNA. RefSeq names its product HP1 and insulator partner protein 1. NCBI's taxonomy places the organism in Eukaryota, Metazoa, Arthropoda, Insecta, Hymenoptera, Halictidae. The record is from RefSeq and is a predicted model, not a curated record.